AUGGAGCUGCCCGAGAGCCAGUGCAAGAAAGUCAAGCUGAGCAACAGGGUGCCGAGCUGGGGAAUGCAAAGGGCAACCAAUGUUACCUACCAAGCUCAUCACGUCAGCAGGAAUAAGAGAGGCCAAGUCGUAGGAACAAGAAGUGGUUUUCGUGGAUGCACAGUCUGGUUAACAGGUCUGUCUGGUGCUGGCAAGACUACAGUGAGCAUGGCACUGGAGGAGUACUUAGUGUGCCAUGGUAUUCCGUGCUACACGUUGGAUGGUGACAAUAUCCGCCAAGGCCUUAAUAAGAAUCUGGGUUUCACACCAGAAGAUAGAGAAGAAAAUGUGCGUCGUAUUGCUGAAGUUGCUAAAUUGUUUGCAGAUGCUGGUUUGGUGUGCAUUACUAGUUUCAUCUCUCCUUAUGCUCAGGAUCGUAAUAACGCCAGACAAAUUCAUGAAGGGGCAAGUUUGCCUUUUUUUGAAGUAUUUGUGGAUGCUCCAUUGCAUGUCUGUGAGCAGAGGGAUGUUAAAGGACUCUACAAGAAAGCCAGGGCUGGAGAAAUUAAAGGUUUUACUGGGAUUGACUCUGAGUAUGAAAAACCAGAAGCCCCAGAGCUUGUGCUGAAAACUGAUUCCUGUGAUGUGAAUGAUUGUAUACAGCAAGUUGUGGAACUUCUUCAAGAGAGGGACAUUGUACCAGUGGAUGCCUCUUACGAGGUGAAAGAGCUUUAUGUGCCAGAAAACAAGCUACAGUUGGCCAAAACUGAUGCUGAGUCUCUGUUAACCCUGGAAAUAAAUAAGGUGGAUAUGCAGUGGGUACAAGUGCUAGCAGAAGGUUGGGCAACACCCCUGAAUGGCUUUAUGAGAGAGAGAGAAUACCUCCAGUGCCUUCACUUUGACUGUCUCCUUGAUGGGGGAGUUAUUAAUCUGUCAGUGCCUAUAGUGCUAACAGCAACUCAAGAAGACAAAGAAAGGCUCGACGGGUGCACAGCAAUUGCACUGGUGUAUGAAGGUCGCCGCGUUGCCAUUCUCCGUAAUCCCGAAUUCUAUGAGCACAGGAAAGAGGAACGCUGUGCUAGGCAGUGGGGAACCACAUGCAAGGAACAUCCCUAUAUCAAGAUGGUUAUGGAGCAAGGGAACUGGCUUGUCGGUGGAGAUCUACAGGUCCUUGAUCGUAUUUAUUGGAAUGAUGGACUUGAUCAAUACCGCCUCACUCCAGCUGAACUAAGGCAGAAAUUCAAGGAAAUGAAUGCCGAUGCUGUCUUUGCCUUCCAGUUACGCAACCCUGUGCACAAUGGGCAUGCUCUUUUAAUGCAGGACACUCACAAGCAGCUUCUGGAGCGUGGCUACCGGCGCCCGGUUUUGCUCUUGCACCCCCUUGGAGGCUGGACAAAGGAGGAUGAUGUUCCUCUGAUGUGGCGCAUGAAGCAGCAUGCUGCAGUACUGGAGGAGGGAAUCCUGAAUCCAGAAACAACAGUGGUAGCUAUAUUCCCUUCCCCCAUGAUGUAUGCAGGACCAACUGAGGUUCAGUGGCACUGCAGAUCCCGGAUGGUUGCAGGAGCUAACUUCUACAUUGUAGGGCGAGAUCCAGCAGGGAUGCCACACCCUGACACUGGGAAAGAUCUGUAUGAACCAACCCAUGGUGCCAAAGUGCUCACAAUGGCUCCAGGCCUCCGAGCACUGGAAAUUGUACCCUUCAGGGUUGCAGCCUAUAAUAAAAAAAAGAAGUGCAUGGAUUAUUAUGACUCUGAUCACCAUGAAGACUUUGAUUUUAUAUCGGGGACCCGCAUGCGCAGGCUGGCUCGGGAAGGACAGAACCCUCCGGAAGGCUUCAUGGCUCCCAAGGCUUGGACUGUGCUGACAGAAUACUACAAAUCCUUGGAGAAGGCUUAGGCCUCUUAUUAACUGCAGAUCAACCUUUGACGCCUGAUUUAUUUACGAGAAAGGGACCACACAGUCACCAUUCAUGUUGCUUUGUUGUGGUGUCUGUCAGGAAGUUCUCUGAAAACAGACUCUUUCUUCCUAACUUAGCAUCAUUCUUUGCCUGCCCUUAUGGGUUCUAUUAUGUCCUGGCACCUAACUAGCUGCUGGUUUUAAUGUCUUCUCUUUUAUUACAGUUAAUAUUCUUGCAGUAGGAUUUUUAACUCCUGUAUUUUUUUUUUAUAUUUUAUUGCCUCUGUCCUGAGUUCUGCAGCUGUUAAAUAGAUGCAGCUUUUUCAUAUGUUAUUUAAGCUGCUGGGUAGUGUCUGGUUUUAGUAGUUUGUAGAAGAAAAUGUAAGAGUUAAUCCUUUAACUAUGGAUAGAUUAUCUAUAAAUCAAAAAAGUAAAGAAUGUUUCAAAACAUCUGUUAAAGUGUCUUCAUCUUUAACUCAUCAUUAUCAUCUCCAGAAGCACUUAAAAUUUAUUUCUGACUACAUGUAAUCAAAAGGCAGAAGGAUUUUUUUUAUGUAGCAUAAUUAAAAUUUUGCUUUCUUUGUUUAAUUUUGUUGUUUAUUGUACGUUGUUUCUCUUCUGCUGUGGACCUGUGAAGAUGGCCAAGUAAUGAAUAAAAGAAAAUAUCUAGUUUUGACUUGGAAUUGUUAACAAAUUCACAUAUUGUUUUUGUAUAUGCUUACUGCCAUAGGUGUCAGUAGAGUAUGUUUUAUUUCAUUUGAUGUAACUUACUGUUUUUUGAUUCCAGAUAUACUUAAUCAGCCUACUACAACUUUUUUAAAAGCAUGAUAGCCCAAACUUAAUUUCAUGUUUAAUUAUUGCAAGAAAAAUAAAGAAAAUCCUUAGAUUUUGGCA
This is a messenger RNA of Passer montanus (Eurasian tree sparrow), 2769 nucleotides long. It is a transcript of the gene PAPSS1, whose product is annotated as 3'-phosphoadenosine 5'-phosphosulfate synthase 1. Gene Ontology annotation, biological process: 3'-phosphoadenosine 5'-phosphosulfate biosynthetic process; sulfate assimilation. NCBI's taxonomy places the organism in Eukaryota, Metazoa, Chordata, Aves, Passeriformes, Passeridae. Gene Ontology annotation, molecular function: sulfate adenylyltransferase (ATP) activity; adenylylsulfate kinase activity; ATP binding. Bases 1 to 1875 code for a protein of 624 amino acids. The transcript has 12 exons. The record is from RefSeq and is a predicted model, not a curated record.